Folsomia candida is the source of this 1840-nucleotide messenger RNA. RefSeq names its product protein draper-like. The transcript is spliced from 2 exons. The record is from RefSeq and is a predicted model, not a curated record. Bases 467 to 1774 code for a protein of 435 amino acids. NCBI's taxonomy places the organism in Eukaryota, Metazoa, Arthropoda, Collembola, Entomobryomorpha, Isotomidae.
GAGACCACCCAGAAAUCGGGGCAUCUUUUUUGCUCAAAUUUCCAUACACUUUCUCCAGCAGGUCGUCUUCCAGAAGAAAUCUGGCUUGUUACAAGUCUUACAAGAAUUUAGUAUGGCUUCAAUACUUACGUAUUUAUACAGCUACAAAUUUAGGAUGUUUAUAUGCUGUAGGACAAUGACACAUUCCAUCUCUUUACCCAGCAUCAUUAGCGCACAUGUUUAUUUAUUUACUUGGAAGUAUGUGUGCAUGUAUGUAUCACGAUAACCUCAUCUGACCCAGAGAAUCCACUCAAUUCUGGACUUGCAAUAAAUAAUUUGCCCAUAAUUCGACUCCUCCAUGUAUUUAUUAACUAAUUCACCCAAAGGUCACACUUCCCCAAACAGUUUGAUCUUCCGUCAACUGUUACAUUUUUUUCCAUUCACGGCAGAAAAUAAAAUUAACCCGUAAAAAAAAUUCAAAUUCAAAAUGUACCCAACCACCAACCUAACCGUCCUCUUCACCAUUUACGCCCUCCUCCCCAGCCCAACUUCCUCCACGAGGGCGACAUUCGGCGAAUUUUGUGACAAUCGAACCAUCCGGUGUGACUCGGCGGCCUUUCUCACAUGUCGAAACGGCACUUGCACCUGCCUCAAAUCGGACGCCAUGACGUUCUCUUCCUCCCAAUCGAGCUGUGUCGCCUUGGCCGGCGAAAAGUGCAAAUUUACCGUUGUCGAAGAAUUCCGCAGUUGGUUGGAAGAGGUUGGUUGCGUCCAAAAUGCGAAAUGUUCCCCCUCUUCGGGAAUCUGUGCUUGUGACGCGGGUUUCAUGGAAAUGCCCGAAUCCGGGGUGUGCUCCCCGAAACGGGUGUUUGGUCAAGGGUGCAAUUCCAACGGGGAGUGUCGCGAUGACCUCAAAUGUGUCCAAGGUCAGUGCAAGUGUGAUCCGGAGCAGGCCGUGUAUGAUUUUGAGCAGCAGCAAUGCGUCGGUCUGGCGGAUGCGGCUUGUUUAAAUGAACGCUGUACGGAGAACGCGAUCUGUCGCGGGUAUUAUGGCGGACAUUCGAUCGACAGUUAUGAAGAGUAUUCGGGAGAGGAUACGAAGUGUGUGUGUUCUCCAGGCUACACAAAAUCUCCCGAAGGCCUCUGCCAAGUCGGUCAUGGCGGCGCGUGCGACCUGAACACGCAAUGUCUCGACAAACUCAAAUGUCAAGAGGGAACCUGCACCUGCCCCUUCCAAGGUCACCAAACCUUCCAAGAAGCCUACCAAGACUGCUACAGUCUCAUCGGGGGACCCUGCACGCCAAAUAUUUCGCCCAAAAACGAAUCCUCCUCCUCCUUCACGCACUGUGUCAAACCUGCCAUUUGUCUGCCAAAUGGCCACUUCCGGUUCGAAUGCGCUUGUCCGGAGGGGAUGGUGGAAAAUGCGGAGCGUUCCUGCGAUCUGACCCAGGGACGAAUUUGCUCCUCGGAACGUUCCACCUCGGGAGGAGGAGGACAAUUAAAAUGCGACACGUUGGCCCCUCUCUUUUGCAUCCAGGGGAAGUGUCAGUGCGAAGAUGAGUUCAAAAUUUAUGACCCCCUCGCCAAAAGAUGUAGAGGUUUGGUCGGGUCAAACUGUGACCGGGGCGGACAGCUAGCCGACAACAGUUUUUGCGUGGAUGGAGCUUUCUGUAAACAAUUUCGAGGUUCGGAUACCAAAGGGAGGUGUGAAUGUUCAAAGUAUUUUGUCGAGUUGAGGAACAGGACGUGUUCCGUGGUAGAGGUGAAUAAUAAUAAUAUGCUUUUGCGGGGAUGAAGUUAAAUAAUUUGGAAUAUGUUUAAGAAUUUUGUACGUUUUGUAAUAAAAAAAAGUAUGCAAAUA